Paramecium tetraurelia is the source of this 348-nucleotide messenger RNA. RefSeq lists its product as uncharacterized. The record is from RefSeq and is a predicted model, not a curated record. The transcript has 2 exons. Lineage: Eukaryota; Ciliophora; Oligohymenophorea; Peniculida; Parameciidae.
AUGAAAAAGGCUCACAAAUAUAAAAAGAAGAAUUUAGAAGUUUGCUGCCCUUAUAAUCCUAAUCACUUAAUGCCCUUCAGUCAAUUAUGGUUUCACUUAUCCUCUGGCUGCGAAGACAAAUAAAAGUUUGGUCAUCUAUAUUAGAUAUGUCCUUAUAAUUCAUUGCAUAUCUUAUAAAAGGAGCACUAUGAAGAUCACAUUAAAAAUUGCCAAAAGAAGAUAGAUGUAGAUGAUGAUCUAUUAAAACAGAUGAGUAAUGUAGCUUAGGAGUAAUUUGUUGAGGAAAAUUAAUUUCAGGAUUAAUUUAUAUCUAGAAAUUGCAAUAAUAAAUACAAGAAAUAUUAUUGA